Messenger RNA from Naegleria gruberi, 2049 nucleotides. RefSeq lists its product as uncharacterized. The transcript has a single exon. The coding region runs from base 1 to 2049 and encodes 682 amino acids. Lineage: Eukaryota; Heterolobosea; Eutetramitea; Acrasida; Naegleriidae. The record is from RefSeq and is a predicted model, not a curated record.
AUGAAUGGAAAUGGUCUUGGUGGCAGGGGUUUCUCUCAGAAAAAACGAAAGUUUUUGGAUCAUUAUUCAUCAAACUUUAUUAAACCGAGUAAAUAUUUAAUUCUCUCUCAAGAAAAUCUUUGCUCUGAUAAACAGCAGGAUGACAAAAAUUCACACUUUCGAGAAACAAGAAUUAUUCCAGAGAGAAAUAAUUACAAUAUUCAUUCCCAUAGCCAAAUAGUUGAUGAUUGUUGGCAGAUUAUUUUUGAUUUUGUGGAAAAGAUUGAAGAUAGGAAGAGUAUGAUUCUUGUGUGUAAACAUUGGGCCAACAUGUUUAUGCAACCAUUUAUUGGAUAUUGUUAUGAGAUUUAUGAUGAAAAUAGACAUUUGAAUGGAUUGACAGAAUAUGUCGAAGAGAAUGGAGAAGAUGGAUUUGUUUGUGAGGGAGGAAUGUUUUUUACUGAAAUGGCAACUUGGAAGGAACCUCUUUGCUAUGAUAGUCUGGAAGAGGAGGAAUACUCUGGAUUUAAUUGGGAUAGAAUUCCAGAAAAUCAAGUGGAAUUUGAAGGAUCUUCUUAUAGACAACGAAUUCUUCCAUUUGGGGUUCCUCUAUGUAAGGAAACAAUAUCAGAUCAAUAUGAAUUGGUUUCUAGUGAAAUUGAUUCAAGUACUUAUAGGAAUAUGGUAGAAAAAUUUAUGGGAAUUCCAAAAUCUGAACAGGGAGCAUUAUCUCUAAAACCUUUCGAAUUGUACGAACAAAUUGAACAUGAAAAACAAAUGGUUUACUCAUACAUUCAUGAAAUUCAAAAAUCCCUAGAUUUUGAUGCUGGCAAUGCAAUUUAUGCAGAAGGUAAGGUGAUGUAUAAUGAUGAUGAUUUUUAUGAUUCUUCACAGAAUGAUCCAGAGUUUAUAUUUUACGCACUUCGAUCUGGAAUUCAAAGAUUGGCCAGAAAAGCAGGUGUCAAAUACUUUGAACCUGCUGUGAUUGAGGAUUAUCUUUAUGAAUUGAAGAGGGUAAUUCAUUUGGUGCUUGAGAAUGCAUACGAGAGAAAGUUUUCAAGAAAGACUGCGAAUUUGGUAUUUGAGGAGUCAUCUGAACAAUAUGAACAGUGUUAUAUCGAUCCAUGUGAUGCCUAUCUGCCAACAUGUGAUGACAAUCUUGAUACAGAUCUAAAAUUGGAUCAUACGGAAAUAUUGGAAUCAUUUGAGAGAAUUACUGGAAUGAAAAUGUUUUAUCAACCAAUCAAAGAUCCUUAUAACUUGAACGAUACAGAUCUCAAGCAAUACUUUGCAUUAGAGAAUGGUACUGAAACAGUUUCUGAAUUGCAACCAAAAGAAGAGUUUAAAUUUAAAGAGCCAACCAUUUUCAGCAAUGAAUCUAUCCCCGAUAUUCUGAAUGAAUCUCAAAUAGAUGAAGAUCUCACUUCAGAGGAGAGUGAAGAUGAUUCAACUUUACAAACAAUUGCAAAUGACAACUUUAUAGAUGACAGCGAACUAUACCAUGUCGAUUUGGAUAAUUUAGGAGAUUCCCUUCAAGAUCAAUUACUGAAAGUGUCAAUUCGUGUCCAUGAAGAAGUCUACGGAAAGGAAAGAGCUCACAAAGAAAAGCUCUAUCUCAAAAAUUGGUACGGCUGUAGUGAAUUGUUUUACGAGAAUUGUUCCAAGGAAUUGGAUAAUCCACCUUCCAUGCAAUUCACCCCAAUUGAAGAAGAUGCAAUUUCUGAAUCAAAUGAAGAUGGUAUUGAUGAAGAGGAAGAGGAAGAGAAACGAACACGAGGAAUACAAACUAAAUUUUCUUCAUUGGAUUUUGAAGAGGAAUCUGAAGUUUCUAUUGAUGGAGAGUUUGAUGUUAAAGAACAAGAUACUAUUGAAAGAGUUAAUGAGGAAGAUUUGGAAUAUUUUGGCUAUGCUCUCUAUGAAGAUGAUUUCGAUGAAUUUCCAAUAUUCAGUGACCAAGAUGAUUCAGAAGAAACUUUGGAACAGUCCUCUGAGGAGGAAUCUCUUCGAUAUCAUUUAAGAAGAAUGCUAAGGGAACAAUCUUAUGAAUGCAUUGUUAAUUAUAACCAAUGA